CAACUAUAGCCAACAACACAAACUGUUGCAGACGUACGACGACUCUCUCUUUCACCAGCUUCAAAUGGGUUACUUGUGAAUUCACCAUGUGAUUCGCCAUGUUCUUUCUCAGAAUUUCACCUUCGCAGCCAAACAGCCCGUACUCACAGAGCGUGGGUACUUCGGGACAAGUUUGCGACACGUGAGAAUUCAUAUCACUUUUCUUUAUCCUGUUUCAGCAGAACUGGCAAGGGACGGGGACAUGAAGUUGGUGCAGGAGUUGUGGGCUGUGGACCUUGACAUCGGCUACAGCAACCAUCUGGCACUGCUGAGGUUGCUAUGCUACGUCACCGGGGCAACCGUGGAUCCUCGCAGUGGUCAGCUGGUGGUAGACGGUGGUCCUCGUUUCGCGGUCUUGUCCCCCCGGGUGUACCAUUCCAGUCUUCCAGUGGUGCACUAUCCCGUGUUCUUCCAAAUGUGCAAAGCUAACCACAUUGGAUACGAUGCCAUGGAGAAGGUUGGAACAUUGUUUGCUCUAUUUGACAGGGAACAUAAGGAAAACAUUGGACUCAUUUGUCUGCAGUCCAGUCUGUCGUCAGCUCUGACUGCCUGCUCCAACACUCUCUCCACUCUUCAUCACGAACUGUCCACUCCAAACAUACAGGGCUCCUCCAACUUCAAGAAUGUAUGCAAGGAACUGGACACAGUAGCCGAGCUGGUGAAAGACAAUUCACCAGCAGUGAACUGAGAACAAAAUGACUUCAUUCACUUACUGCAUACAGUAUGAGUGUGAAAAUGUUUUUUUAUAUACCAAACUGAAAUGAUGACAUUGUACAAUGUAAAGCCUAGAUGGUUGACAUUAGCACCAUCUUGUUGAAGCGGUUGCCAAGGCUGUUAUCAGAAUCAGUACUCCGAUGACACCAAAAAGACCUUUUUUAAGACAAUUGAUCCUCUUUUCAUCUCUCUCUCGUUGCAUGGCAAACACAACAACUGCGAAUGAAAGAUCUGAAUUCUUGCGACAGAUUUCCUUCAAACUGCUCCUAUAGAGAGCAAUAUGCCUCCCAGUGGCUCUCCCGUGUUCAAGUAACAGUUGCGCGUGGAUCGCCGCACUCUUCUUGAUAUGGGUGUCCAGCUCAAUUUUCACGAGAUUUUCCCGACAACCGACUGGUUUGAAUGGACACGGGAAGGGGGCCAAGAUGUAC
Geodia barretti is the source of this 1181-nucleotide messenger RNA. Lineage: Eukaryota; Metazoa; Porifera; Demospongiae; Tetractinellida; Geodiidae. The record is from the annotation of a GenBank genome assembly.